GAGCAAGUUGUGCUUUGCACAUAUUCCUCCUCCCCUGAUCUAAUAGCCAGCCCUCCUGUGUCUUCUAGGAAAGCUAUUGCCAAGUCCAGCCUCCAGCACAUGGUAGCCCAGCCAAACCCUGUGCUAGCCCUGAGGAGCGACUCGGAGAGGCAGAUACGCAGCGCUGUGGACUGGAGCGAGACUGCGGUCUAUGGGGAGCACAUCUGGUUUGAGUCCAAUGUCUCUGGGGACUUCUGCUAUGUCGGGGAGCAGAACUGUAUGGCAAAGCUGCUGCAAAAACCUCUCUCCAGGCGUAAGUGUGCAGCCUGCAAAAUCGUAGUGCAUACGCCCUGCAUCGAACAGCUGGAGAAAAUAAAUUUCCGCUGCAAACCUUCCUUCAGGGAGUCAGGAUCCCGGAACGUACGGGAGCCCAUCGUUGUCCGGCAUCACUGGGUACAUCGGAGGCGGCAGGAAGGGAAAUGCCGGCAGUGUGGCAAGGGUUUCCAGCAGAAGUUUGCCUUCCACAGUAAAGAGAUUGUUGCCAUCAGCUGUUCCUGGUGCAAGCAAGCGUAUCACAGCAAAGUGUCCUGCUUCAUGCUGCAACACAUCGAAGAGCCCUGCUCGCUGGGGGCUCACGCUGCUGUCGUCAUUCCUCCCACCUGGAUUCUGCGGGUCCGGCGGCCCCAGAAUCCACUGAAAUCUAGUAAGAAGAAGAAGAGGACAUCGUUCAAGCGGAAAUCCAGCAAAAAGGGGGCUGAGGAAGGGAGAUGGAAACCCUUUGUCAUCAAGCCCAUGCCAGCUCCUCUCAUGAAGCCCUUGCUGGUGUUUGUGAACCCCAAGAGCGGUGGGAAUCAGGGAGCCAAGAUCAUCCAAUCCUUCAUGUGGUAUCUCAACCCACGGCAAGUUUUCGAUCUCAGCCAGGGUGGACCCAAGGAGGCGCUGGAGCUCUACCGCAAGGUCCACAACCUCCGGAUCCUGGCGUGCGGGGGAGACGGCACGGUGGGCUGGAUACUCUCCAUUCUGGACCAGUUACGCCUCAACCCACCUCCUCCUGUGGCCAUCCUGCCUUUGGGGACAGGGAACGACUUGGCCAGAACGCUGAACUGGGGUGGGGGUUACACGGAUGAGCCUCUAUCCAAAAUCCUGUCGCACGUGGAAGAGGGGGACAUUGUGCAGCUCGAUCGCUGGAACCUCCACGUGGAGCCAAACCCUGACGCGAACCCUGAGGACAAGGAUGAGGCAGCCACCGACAAGCUCCCUUUAGACGUCUUCAAUAACUACUUCAGCCUCGGCUUUGAUGCACGGGUGACGCUGGAGUUCCACGAAUCCCGAGAGGCCAACCCAGAGAAGUUCAACAGCCGGUUUCGGAAUAAAAUGUUCUACGCUGGG
Messenger RNA from Cariama cristata (Red-legged seriema), 1368 nucleotides. Its product is annotated as diacylglycerol kinase zeta-like. The record is from RefSeq and is a predicted model, not a curated record. Gene Ontology annotation, molecular function: ATP-dependent diacylglycerol kinase activity. The transcript is spliced from 15 exons. Gene Ontology annotation, cellular component: nucleus. The annotation marks the transcript as partial. NCBI's taxonomy places the organism in Eukaryota, Metazoa, Chordata, Aves, Cariamiformes, Cariamidae. Gene Ontology annotation, biological process: diacylglycerol metabolic process; intracellular signal transduction; lipid phosphorylation.